UAUGGACGAACAGUAUUCUGAUUUAUGUGAAUUGAUAUUGGAUCAAAAAUUUGAAGUUAGAAAACAAGCAUUGAUGUUAGUGCUCUAAUAUGCUUAGACUGAAGAAGAUAGAAAGAAUUUCUUAUAGACAAAUUUAAUAUUUAACUUAACAAAAUUAUUGGGAGAUGAAGAUGUAAUGACAUCAGUUUUAUCUGUUAUUAUUCAAUUUGCUAUAGAUGAAUAUUAUUAAGAGUAAUUCCUAAAAUUACAUACACUUUAAAGAGUAAUGGAAAUCAUUAAAGAAAAGAUGCUAAAUUUUUAUAAGACUAAAUAAUCAAAUGAAUAAUUAGAACUUACAAUAUAAUUAGGAUUAUUGGCAUUAUAAAAUAUUACUUAAAAUGAAGAAGCAAAAGAGGCUUUAUUAUAAUUACAAUUUAAUGAUAUCAAUAGAUGUUUUUAUUUUAAAUUAUUUUGUAAUUUCUUUGUUGAUGAAAGAUCAAUUUAAAUGUUUACAAAUUUUAAAUAAGUAUUAUUGAAUGUCACUUCAUCAAGUAAUGUUAGAUCUCAAUUAAUAAAAGCUGAAAUGAAAAUGAUGGAAUUCUUUUGUAAAUUAUUAGAAACAGGUGAAUUAUUUGCUAUUUAAUUAAUUAAAAAUAUGGUAUUUGAAUAUGAAUAAUAAGAAGCAUUAGAAUAAAUUAUUUAAUUAUAAUUUAUUGAUAAAGUAAUUGAUUUUAUGGCACAUGAUAUUGUUAUAAAUCAUGAAUUUUUUGAUUUAGAAGAAGGUGAAUUGGCAUUCUAAUUGGCUGUAAUGAAAUUAAAAAAAUAAUUCAAUAAGACAGAAUUCUAAAUUAGAGUAUAAGAAUCAGUAAAAUGUUUACUAAUUAUGACCAAUAUAGAACCUAAUUUAACUAAGAAUACUUAUAAUAAAGCAAGAUUGGAUCUAAUAAUUAGAUAAUUAAGGAAAUUAUAAUUUGUUGAUAAAGAUUAAUUAGAUGUGAUUGAAACAGUUUAUAUUUAAGCUUAAUGA
This is a messenger RNA of Paramecium primaurelia, 1006 nucleotides long. The record is from the annotation of a GenBank genome assembly. Lineage: Eukaryota; Ciliophora; Oligohymenophorea; Peniculida; Parameciidae.